Pseudomyrmex gracilis is the source of this 5868-nucleotide messenger RNA. RefSeq names its product transcription factor cwo (gene cwo). The record is from RefSeq and is a predicted model, not a curated record. Gene Ontology annotation, cellular component: nucleus. Gene Ontology annotation, molecular function: protein dimerization activity; RNA polymerase II cis-regulatory region sequence-specific DNA binding; DNA-binding transcription factor activity, RNA polymerase II-specific. NCBI's taxonomy places the organism in Eukaryota, Metazoa, Arthropoda, Insecta, Hymenoptera, Formicidae. Gene Ontology annotation, biological process: regulation of circadian rhythm; regulation of transcription by RNA polymerase II; regulation of neurogenesis. The transcript is spliced from 7 exons. The coding region runs from base 2398 to 3651 and encodes 417 amino acids.
UAACACACGUCUUUAUCUUCGAGAUUAAAUUUAUCAUCGCCUUCCGCGUUUUUUUUUUUCAUCAGUUUUUACGAUCAAACAGCCUUUUCGAUAUUUUUACGAUCGCGCCGAAUAAAUCGCCGAUUGCAAAUCCGCGCGCGUUCGCGGAAGAGAUACGACGCGACAAAAAACGUGAGAAACGCUCCUCCUCGUCGCGAAGCGAUGCGGUAAUCUCGCGCGCGAGCACAUCCCCACGAUAACUUUUUCUCAGAUCUCGCGACGCAAGACCGUCGCGUUAUCGCGAUCGAGCGCGCGCGAAUGCGAGUGCGAACAUUCCCCGAGUCAAAUGUUUGUUUUUGUUUUGAAAAUUGUGCGCGCUCUGCAGCAUAUGAACAAAAGAAACAACAUCCGCGCGCGUGGGAUUGUCGAAACUAUUUUCAGAUGCCAUAUCGCGUCGUUCCGCGUACGAUUAUCAACACGUGAUGUGUCAAGAACGCCCCGUCUUAUCACGAAUUACGACGUCAUCUCGCGAGCUCACCGCCAUCGCUUAGUCGAGUCGAUGCACGUUUUAAACUUGCGAUUCCAGGCUUGCUCGUCCACUUUGUGAGAGAGGGAAUUGGACGAGGAUUACAUCAUGCAAUACACGUGGCGAAAAAUAAAGAUACGAGAAUAUGAGAAAAUUUCGCUGCGUGAAUGGAGAAGAUACUACGUCAUUCAAGAAGAUAUUUGGACGAGAGUCGCAAGAUCAAUUAAAGAUUAGAAUUAUCUGAACAUUUUACGCGCAAUUACAAAUUUCGUCGAAAUCUCAAUUCGAGCGCGAAUCUUCAAUGUUUUGACGUUAACGCCAUUUUAUUUUUUCUCACAUACCUAAAUCAAAAAAAGAUCUCGCAAUAAAUAACCUAACCCGCGGACUCCGCGAUCGUUGUAGCCGCACCUGAAGCCAACGGCUCCGGAUUUUACUCCCACCAACCAACGUUGAAUCGCUGCUCGCUAUGCCAUCGUCGAACAGGGCUGCGCGCGAUUACACGUAACCUGUCGAGGCGACGACACACGUUGUGCGCGCCGCGUUGUUGCCCUGCCGCCGUGUCGUCUCUCCAAAGCGAGCGAAUUAAUCGAAAGAUCUCCUCUCGAGUAUUUUUAUCGAUCCUUCACAAGCGGGAAUCCGUAUCGCUGCGAGAAUCGGAGACUCUCUCCGAGACAAAUCGCUUCUCGGCGAUUGAUCGCGAGGAAAUCUCACGAGAGAGGACUCUCGACGUAUAUAUAUCGCGCGAGAGAUCGCGUGAUCUUCAGGAACUCGCGCGCGCGCGGAUUCGGCACCGAGUUUUAUUCCCGGGCGUUUAUUUACACGGCCCUGGCGGUGUCGCGGAAUUUCGCGGUCGCGAGUCAACGGCCUUAUCACCGCUCGUUGUACCAAUACUCCGGCGGCUCGUCGAGCGCCAUCGGCGACGUUUCGGGUCGUCGAGAUCAAAAAACUUUCCUCGCUGAUCUUUCGCGCACAAACCGGUGGUGUGUGCGCGACGCGACGCGACGGCACACAAUCGAUACCGUCAAUCGAGAUUAUCGACCGCGGAGUGGUGCGAGAGGAAGCGGGAAAGGAAGUCUCGAGAGCGCGUUCUUCUCAGAAGCCGGAGAGAACUCUUCCGUCCGAUCUCACGGCGGGAAUCGGUGAACGGGCGCGCGCGGUUCGUUCGCACACGCGUCUCGCACGUCGUACGGGAGAGGAGAGCAAGUGAAGAAAAAAAAAAAAACAGAAAGAAAGAAAGAAAGAGAGACAGAAAGAGAGAGAGAGAGAGAGAGAGAGAGAGUGCGGGAGAAAAGGUGGGAGGCGGGAGAAAGAGGGCGCCAGCACGGAUAUCACGCGUCGCGAGAACUGGACUCUCGGAGCAGCAGAGUCGUGUCGUGGGCGAAUUCCCGGGCGCCGCCGGCCGUGUUACUCCUCGCGUAGUAUGUCAGUGAGCCCGUAGACGUGAAACUAACCUAAUCUCGCCGUUUCGUAUCGUCGUGCGUCGUGUUGUGCGAUACGUGCGUUACAUACGCGUUUUGGGUUUUAUUUUACGUUCGAUUCACACGCCUUUGCACGUGCGUUCUCGAUCGAUCGAUCUUUGUUCGAUUCGCGAUCGAGGAUUUUUCUCGUCGCCGGAGCGGAGAUAAUUCGCCGGAGUAUAUUGAAAGAAACCGGAGCCGCGAACUGUCACGUGACGCUGCACGUUCCAUCGUCGUGCGAUUCUCGCGCGCGCGUCCGCAAUUGCAAUUACACUUGGCGCUUCUCUCAAGACGUGAACCGGACGAGAUAAUACGCCGCCGUGCUAGCGCACAACACGCAGCGAAGGGGAAGCGAAGAAGAGCACCGGGACGGAAGUUGAUCGUCGCAGGACUCCGGAAGUCAGCGGUACCGCACCGCUUGUUCUAUGCUGCAAGAUGAUGGAGACACAGAAUUACUGGGACGACAACGCGCACUCGAUGCAGGUGAAAUACGAGAGUCUGGACGGUAGAUCCUGCAAGGACGAGAUUUACCAAAUGGGUAUCGGUGCUGGAUAUUGCGAAGGCAAUCUGAACUUCGCUACGGCCUCGGAAGAUGACGAGGUUUAUACCAAGAAGAAGGUCUCUAGGCAAGAUCCCAUGUCACACAGGAUCAUCGAGAAGCGUAGAAGGGAUCGUAUGAACAAUUGCCUGGCCGAUCUCAGCAGGCUCAUACCGGCGGAAUAUUUGAAGAAGGGCCGAGGCAGAGUCGAAAAGACGGAGAUCAUUGAGAUGGCGAUUCGUCAUAUGAAGCAUCUCCAGGGCCUUCGUCAAGACACCAAGCACCCGCCGAUAACACCGUUGCACACGCAUCCCGAGGACAGUGUCGACAGCGUGUCCCAUUCGACCGCCGCAUCCACCGCAGCGGAGCACUACAGGCUGGGCUUUCAGGAGUGCCUGAGCGAGACAAUGCAUUUCCUCAUAGAAGUCGAGGGUUACUUGGCGAGGGACACUCUCUGCGUGCAGCUCAUCAAUCACCUGCAGCAGCACUGCGACAAGAUUCUAGCCACGAGUGACCGGUUAGGUUUUCCUCAUACCGAAAUGCCGGUGAUGAACGGCGCGAUGAACGGCACCGGCUACGGGCAUCCGAGCAUUCCGACGAUAUGCCAACCCAACGGCGGCCAUUCGGACCACGGUUCGAGUUCGGGCGUGAGCUCGUUCGGCGAUCCAGAACGCCCGUUACUACGACCAGUGAUCGUGCCCCCGCCGACGAUCGUGAGCGACGACAGCAAUCACAGCACUCAUUCGCACAGCACGCCUCCCGCGACCGGUGCUUCUUCCUGUCGAGAUCGACCAACUAAUUACAAGUUCAAGAGCUCCAUCAAGCAGAGGUUUUCGGCCGAGCGGGUGAAGUCGUGCUCCUCGCCGGUGUCGAACGGCACCGGCUCGUCGGAUAAGCCGUCGUCGUUGUCAUCGUCGUCUUCGUCAUCGUCGUCGUCGCACGGAGUUCCGAUCUUCGCGCUUCACGACGCCGGCUCGUUCUACGUACCGCUGACGGUCGAAGCGUCUCUGAUCAGACCGCAUCUGAGCUUCAUUCCGGACACCGGGCCCGACACCGUUCUCCAUCCGGUCACGAUAUCGGUCAACUUCAAUCACUCGAUGCCGCCCGCGUGGUCGCAGCAUCACAGUCCCACUCACCAGCAUCAGACAUAAGAAAAAACAGACGCAGCUGACGCGAAACCAAUGGUUUAUCAUCCGGUUGCUCGUGUCCAUCGUAGAGGGGGAGGAAUGCGCUCUCUGAUCGGUUACGAGAAUCCGAUCGGUCUCUAUACUACACACACUGAUCUCUGACGGAUCAUCGCUUUGAUAUCUGAUGGCGAUUAUUUGCGAAAGACGUUGCGAUGGAAUUGCGAGACCGUCCGUGGCUCUCUCGCAAGAGAGAGAGAGAGAGAGAAAGAGCCGUGAAACAGAAUUUCGUGAUUUCUCUAUUUUUAUUAGUCGCAAUACGCGUUGUGAUCAAAACGAAGCGAUCUACGUACGGUACAAUUCAUUGGCAUAUUUCAUUCAAUUAGAAUCAUCGUAAUUUUAGCUCGCUAAAAACAUCUAUCUUUACGAGAAAUCUCGAGAGAGCAUUGUAGACCUUCGCGAUAUUAGUCAACACGUUUGCGAAGAUAGUUGAACAACCAUUGCAUCGUGUAUGGGUCGCUUGUUUGAUUGUACGUUGCGUGAGGGGAAGGGGAAAUGCCGAAGUCGAGGAUGUUUGUACAUUUACCUAGGCUGUGGGUUGUUUUAGCAUUUACGAAGUUUGAAAGAGGGAAAGAAAGAAUGAGAGAGAGAGAGAAAGAAAGAGAGAAAGCGCGUCAAGGAUUGUACAUAGGUAGAGUAUUAAGAAUAGAAAACUUCAGGUUGUUCUGGCUUCGGUGCAAGUGUGUGCAUGUGUAUGUGUCUUUCUUUGUUGUCAAUCUGUAUAAUUCACACGUACGUUUUCCUCCUACUUCCUCAUCUGCGGACGGACUUCUCGUCCAUUUCUCUUCGCUCCGUUUGUUCCUCUUCUUCUCAACGUUUGUUUUCCGUUUGUCAGGUCGACAGAAAUUUUCGCACCGUUUUUUUUUUUUUUUUUUUUUUUUUUAGUUUUUUUUCAAAACUCAGUACGGAGGAGUAUGUGGCGAAUAUGUACCACGCAAAGUGUGAAUAUUAAUCGAUAUAUUAAGUAUUUUUCGUUAAUAGGGAGAGAGAGAGAGAGAGAAGAGCACGCGCCUCAGAGUGAAGGAAAAGGAAUCUGGAAACAAAUCUGUUUGUGCGCGAAAAUAAUUUAAUUUUCGUUUGAUCGAACGCAACUCACGACAAUAGAGAAACGCAAAGAAGAGAAGCGACUAUUUUGUUUCGAGAUUCCGACUAAUUGAUUCGUAUUGUACGUAUGUAACGUAUGUAAAAAUAACGUUUUUUUUUUUUUUUUGUUUCGUAUUGAGAGGAGAGUAAGUUAGUUAGCGUAAAAGUGCCUACAUUGUAUCGAAUUCAGGAAUUCCACUUACAUAAUGUGAUUUGAUGUAUGUAUGUACGAGAUGAGAGAUGUUUCGUUUUUUCUUUUUUCUUUCCGCGAAAAUGGAUAUAUCCCGUGUCACGUUCACGAUUAUAUAUAAACACACACACACACACACACGAGAGGAUUGAGUCUGCUCGAUGCCCUGCCAUGGAAGAAACGGGCCUCAGCAAUUAAAGACUGACCAAGACCUGCAUUACACUAAAAACAAAAACUAAAAAAAUAAAAAAAUAAAAAAAAAAAAACAAAAAACAAUUCUUGUAAGAUCACUGCAUUAUAUUUGUACAUACCACGUCUAGUUGUAACUUUAACCAACAUGAAAGAAUUUUUUUGCGGAGAAUAAAUUAUAUUUACCAUAGAUAUCGUCUCUUGCGACACGUGAGAGGUUUUGCGUACAAAUUUGUUUUCUUUCUACCUACUUUUAUUUUUCUUAUCUCUCUUCCUGCUUUUCCCAUUAUCUAUCCUUCGAAUCGCUCGAAGCGACGGAGAGAGAAGAGCAAGUAUUGUUUUUUCAAACAUAUUUACGCAGCUGUGUUUCCCACUUCUCUCAAAUCCUUUAUUGCGAGAGAAAAUUGAAAAGGAAGAAAAUAACAAGAGACAAGAGAGAUGCAAUUAAAGAAUUUUUUUUUAUUACAUCAACAUAAUACUGGCUAAGGGUCAAAACAAUAUCAGAGAACGCGUCUAUGGCCAGCGGGAGGGAGAGCGCCGAGAUCUUUGAACGUGGGCGACUCGCGACGCGGAUGUCUCGUCCUCUUCAAGAUGAUUUUUUUAUGGUCUCCAUCCAUCUUCGCAAGGGGAGAAAGAGAGAGAAAGAGAGAGAGAGAGAAAGAGAAAGAGAAGGGGAAUAAAUGACUGACGCUGACGCGCGAUGGAGAGGAGGGAGAGUUAUA